GCCGCGGCCCAGACCACGUAUCAAGUAUCAUACCGCCGCCGUAUAGUAUUUUUUUAAGGAUACCGCCUUAUAGUAAGGGAUACGGUUUCUAAAAAAAACGUAGGGGAUACGGAUCUACCUGUAUAUUAUACGUACAAAGGCCCACCUGCCAGACCCCUGAUCCCACCCGUCGCCGUCUUCGACUCUCCGCAAUCUCGGCGAGUCCUCAGCUUCCUUCGAUUUUUGCUCCCGCGCCAACUCGCCAUCUCGCCGAGUCGCCGACGCCGACGUCCACCGACCCGGCGGAAAUCGUUGAAGGUCCGCAUCUGUUCUUGUUCCUUCGGUUCGCAUCUGUUCUCGUUCCUUUCGGUUCGCAUCUGUUCUUGUUCCUCCGGUUUCUUUUUCUUUGGUUCUCGUUUGCGACCCCGCCGUACACAUGGCCGAAUCCGCGAUUGCUCCGCCGCCGCUGAAUCCUAUCUCGCAGGGUUUGGUUCCAACACCAUCACCACCAGCCGCUUGCAGCCGACCCUUCCGUACCCCUGCUUCGCUGCUGAGCUCCACCUCGCCGGGUUUGUUGCCAACCCCACCGGCGACUCGCCGACUGGUGAGCACCGCUGCUUUUCCCUCCGUGCCAGGCCGCGCAUCCGCCAGCGGAAGUUGGAUCAGAGACAAAUCAGCGCUCGCCGCACUGCCCACCAAGAUCAAAACAACAGGCAAGAUUCCGGGACGUGCAUCUCUCAGUGAGAAUUGGGUUAGAGAUAAGCUACUGGCUACUGCCAGUACAGUAUCGGCUACUGUACCAGCGCCCACGGCCAAUCUUGCCAUUGGAUCAUCCACGACCAAUCUCCCUGUCAAGCGCAUUGGAGUCGACUGUGGAGUGUCGUCGGCUGACAACUCCUUCAAGAAGCCAAGGUAUGAGUUCUUGUCAGAGGAUUCGGGCUCUGAAUCGGAGCCCGAGGACUCGCUCUAUGCUGGUCCGGCUUUUCUAACAGCGCCUCAUCCGAGUUGUCUUCCAAAACCCAUCUAUCUUAUGCGUUCCAAUGCCAAUCUAUCUUAUUAGGUUUUGAUAUGUCAUGAGUAAUAACUCUUUUAAUGCCAAUUCAUCUUAUUUAGAUUUUGUUAUAUUAUAAGUAGCAACUUUAGGACAUGUUAUCUUCUUAUUGCAAUUAGUUUUAUAUCUUUAGAAUGAUAAAAUAAUUCUUUUUUUUUAAAAAAAAUAGUUUUCUCAUGGAAUUUCAUAAGUAUCCUUGUUUUUUAUCUUAUUGAUAACUUUUUAUAUGGUUCAAUUCCAAUACUUUACAUUUCUAUUGGUGUCAUUAAUCUGCAAUUUAAUUUUCACCAAAUUCAGUUUUAUAGUAAACGAUACUACAAUUGCGAAAACAUUAAUUCUAAGACUAAUAUGCAAUUCGAUUUGUUUUUAGCUUUUUAAGUAUGAAAUAUGUAGUCAUCAAAACAUUGACUUUAAGAUUUUAUUCCGCAUUCAAUCUAUCUGUAUAUUGGCUUUUCAUUUUCUACAGCAUACUACAGCUAUUUUGUCAAAAAACAAUUGCUGCAUAUUCUUGUGGAGAUAUCUUUAUAGUUUGCAGGUAUUGCUUUUAAGGUGUUGCUCUGGUGAUGAGGCAGUCCUGGUUUCAUAGGCACCCCCAAUGUGCAGCCAAAUCAAGGAAAAUCAGGGAAGAGACGGAGAGCAGGAGGGAAACGACAAAGCCAUGCAGUCGUGUAACAGUCAUCUCCCCCAGUCCCAGUGGGAUCCGGCACCAAUGGCUGACGAGCCUUCCUGUAAUCAGCUGCAGCGGUGGUAUCGAUUUGGAAGACUUAUAGAUGAUCUAUUGAUGAAAUUUGAGAUUUUUUCUUUCUAGAUCACCAAUAGAAAAUGUAAGGAAAUGGGUCUAUGAAUGUUCAAGUAGAUGAUCAUGUGUGAAGCAUUUGCUUUUCAUAGUAAAAACAGGCAGUAUAUGUGGUCAUUGUUGUCUGCUCUAAAGAAAAGAUAUAGUAAUACAAUCAUUGAUGUCACACCAUUCUUUCUAUGUGAUGUAUAUACCUGAUUCUGCUAGUCCAAAUGACAAUAUUUGAAUACUCAUGUCAAGGGCGCCGAACCCUUGGCUCGCCGGACCGCGGCUACGCAGUUCGUAGCCGUCGGCCGUCUUCUCCGGCGGGGUUAUGCCCCCCUGCCGCAGGCUUAGCAAAACAGAAGAGAGUAGGAAUAGGAUAAUUUCUUGCUUGCUUCAUUCUCUACUGAUUACAUGUAUAUAUGGCCAAUGGCCCAACCAAUAUAAGGAAACUCUCCUUAAUUCUAGGAAUUGCCAAAACUCCUUAAUUCUAGGAAUUGCCAAAACAGCCUGCUAAUCUAUUCCUUGAUUCUAGCCACUAGAAGUUGGUAGGGUCGGAGCGCUUGGGGGGCAGACCAACGGGGUCCGCGAAGAGCCCCCCGAACACAUGCAGCAGCGCGACCAGCAGGGGUCCGGCCUCCGAAGUCGCGCACAACACUGGAACGGACGGGCAGGCCACGCCAGUCCAGGAGAUUGGGCGUCCGUGUCGCUGGAAGGACAUGCGCCGGCUUUCCAGGUCCCAAACGAUGGGUCCCAACGCGCCGAGCCACCGGGUGCCGAGGACGACGUCGUACCCGGCCAGGGGCAUGACGAAGAGGUCGGCUGGGAACGCCUCGCCAUCGAUGAGCAAGGGCGCGUCGUGGAUGAUGCCCUCACAGGUGGCGCGCUCGUCGUUCGCGACCAAGGCGGUGAGGCGUGGGCGUUAGCGAAGAGGAAGACCCGAGCGCCGCGCCACCUCCUCCGAUAUGAAGUUGUGCGUGCUGCCGGAGUCGAGGAGGGCGCCGAAGGCUGCGGCGCCGAGGGCCACGCGGAGCUGCAUGGUGCCCGCCACGGGAACACCAGCCACGGCCUGCAGGGAGAAGCAGGCGCCUCGGCGUCGGGCUCGGCAGCCCCUGCGUCGUCCGCGGCGUCGUCAAUCUCGACGCCGUCCAGGAAGAAGAUGCGCCUGCAAAAGCGAUUGUGGCCACGAGAAUAUUUCUCGUUACAAUUAAAACAGAGGCCGAGACGGCGCCGUUCCGCCCAUCUCCUCUGGAGUGAGGCGGCGAUGAUUGCCGUCGCCACGGGCCGGCUGGGCGGUCGUCGAGGGUGCAGUCAGCGCCAAUGGCUGCUGGGGUGGUGGCAGAGCGGCCCGGGGGCGGGCGCUGGAAGGAGACCCCGCGCGGGCGCCCUGGGAGGAGGUGUUGCCAGCCGAUUAGCCUCCAUCAAUUCCACCUGCCGCGCGAGACUCAUGGCGGCCGCUAGCGACGUCGGGUUGUGGAUGCGGACGUCGUGGGUGAGGGGCGGUAGGAGACCGCCGGUGAAGAGUUGGACCCGCUGUGCUUCGUCCAGGCGACCCGCACGUGGCAGGAGGGCUUGGAACCGAUUGGAGUAUUCCUCCACGGUGCCGGUCCUCCGGCACUCCGCCAACUCGAACAGGGGAGCCGAUCGGAGUGGAGGGCCAAAUCGCAGGUUGAGGAGGUCCUUGAAGUGCCCCCAUGUCGGUGUGCCCUCGUCCUCCUAGAGUUGGACGUACCAGAGCUGCGCGACGUCCUCCAGAUGGUAAGAGGCCAUCCACACCCGCUCCUCGGCCAUGGUGCACUGUUGACGGAAGUACGGAAGUACGAGUCGCACUUGUUGAGGAAGGCCAUCGGAUCAGACUUGCCGUCGUAGCGGGGAAAGUCCAAUUUCUGGAACUUGGGGGGCGAUCAAGAUCGCGCGUACCCUCCAAGCGGCCGCCGCUGUCCGACGAGGAGGCUGACUUUUCCUUCAGGGCGGCCAUGUCCGCCUUCAUGGUAGUCAUCUCGGCUGGCGUCAGCGCGGUAGAGCUGGUGGCAGAAUGGGGCGAGGGUGGUGGGCUAGUGUGGUGGGCGGCUGCUGUGGAGGAUUGAGCGGAGCGACAAGGCGAGGAUCGACGUGACCGUGAUACCAGGUUGUCAAGGGCGCCGAACCCUUGGCUCGCCGGACCGCGGCUACGCGUAGCCGUCGGCCGUCUUCUCCGGCGGGGUUAUGCCCCCCUGCCGCAGGCUUAGCAGAACAGAAGAGAUGAGGAAUAGGAUAAUUUCUUGCUUGCUUCAUUCUCUACUGAUUACAUGUAUAUAUGGCCAAUGGCCCAACCAAUCUAAGGAAACUCUCCUUAAUUCUAGGAAUUGCCAAAACUCCUUAAUUCUAGGAAUUGCCAAAACAGCCUGCUAAUCUAUUCCUUGAUUCUAGCCACUAGAAGUUGCCCCUUCGGGCCCUGGCUCUGCGCGCCCAGCACGCUCAGCCGCGCGGCAUAUGUCGCGGGCGCGCCUGCGCCUGACAUAUGUGCGACCGCACAUGACAACUCAUGUUUAUUUCAUGUUUCUUACGAUUUAUUGCAUCACUCAUUUGGAUAUGAAAUAAACUACACAGGAUGUUUCCAUUUCAUAAACUCCGUAUACCAAUAAUCAGCUCAAGGAGAGCAGCGCCAGUGUCAUGCUCUGUUUCUACUACAAUAAUUCCUUCUUGUCGAUGGUGCUCAUCAAUGCCAUGAAGAAGGAUGGUUGUGCAGUCACAUCAACAGGCAGAACUAGAUUUGCAUUAGCAAGGUUGGAGCACUUGUCAAGUGGAAAGGAAAGGACUUGUGUAUCUAUGUCGAAUUGUCGAUGACUAAAGACGGGUGGAGAUGGUGUUCAGUGUUUGUCGACCUCAUAUUUUUACUUGAACUUUUGGAAGUGAUUGAACUAAUUUUAGAUGCAUUAAUAGCAUUGAUAUGAGAUUGUAAAGUAGGUUAAUUUACUAAAUAUUCAUCAAAUGUUUGCUUUUAUUGUUCUUUGAAUUUUGUAAGUUUGGAAUUAUUUUGAGACAUGCAGAUACUUUUUCUGCCCAUUCGCUUGUCUUAUAAGCCGUAUUUUUUCUACAGUGUUUUUCUCUCACGACAAAUCAGCGAACAGUAUUUUUAGUCAUGACUUUUCAUACCAGCGAACAAGAGUGCCUACUUUUAUUUUCUUGCAUGCAGGAUUCAGUUGGUCAUUGUUCUUUUUGUGCUCGAAAAGUAAAUAAUUAGCCGCAGGUGUCGGCAACCUGCUUGGUUGUUUACCACAAAGCACAUUAACCAGGAGGACAUUGCAGCAACAGCAGCACACCGCAAACUAGCGGUACCAAACGCAGACAGGGGACGGGGGAAUGGUUGCGUCGGUACCCCGGGCUAGUCUGGCUCU
Molecule: messenger RNA, 5185 nt
Organism: Sorghum bicolor (sorghum)
Lineage: Eukaryota; Viridiplantae; Streptophyta; Magnoliopsida; Poales; Poaceae
Exons: 4
Coding region: 2416-3528 (370 amino acids)
Source: RefSeq, a predicted model, not a curated record